Erinaceus europaeus (western European hedgehog) is the source of this 3954-nucleotide messenger RNA. It is a transcript of the gene NLN, whose product is annotated as neurolysin. The record is from RefSeq and is a predicted model, not a curated record. Gene Ontology annotation, biological process: peptide metabolic process; proteolysis. The transcript is spliced from 13 exons. Gene Ontology annotation, molecular function: metalloendopeptidase activity. Lineage: Eukaryota; Metazoa; Chordata; Mammalia; Eulipotyphla; Erinaceidae. Bases 185 to 2299 code for a protein of 704 amino acids. Gene Ontology annotation, cellular component: mitochondrial intermembrane space.
GGGGCCGAAAUGGGCGCCGGCGUGGGGCUGCCACACGUGGGAGGGCGCGGGCAGGGCUGGCCGCCGCCGUCGCUGCAGCUGUUGCUUCCUCCUCUAGGCCGCCUCGCGGCUGCCCGGCGCCCAGGUUCCUUCAGCCCAAACCCGAGGACUGCGCGCCCGCCGCCGCCUGCCUUUCUGCGCUCCCAUGAUCGCCCGGUGCCUUUCGGCUGUGCGAGGCCUCCGCAGAGUUGGUGGUUCCAGGGUUUUAUUCAGAAUGACUUUGGGAAGAGAAGUGAUGUCUCCUCUUCAGCCAAUGUCUUCCUAUACCGUGGCUGGCAGAAAUGUUUUAAGAUGGGAUCUUUCACCAGAGCAAAUUGAAGCAAAAACUGAGGAUCUCAUUGUGCAGACAAAACAGGUGUAUGAUGCCAUUGGAAUGCUUGACAUUGAGGAAGUAACUUAUGAGAACUGUUUGCAGGCACUGGCAGAUGUAGAAGUAAAAUAUAUAGUGGAACGAACUAUGUUGGACUUUCCCCAGCAUGUCUCCCCUGACAGAGAAGUACGGGCAGCAAGUACAGAAGCAGACAAAAAACUUUCUCGUUUUGAUAUUGAAAUGAGCAUGAGAGAAGAUAUAUUUCAGAGAAUUGUUCAUUUACAGGAAACCUGUGAUCUGGAGAAGAUAAAGCCUGAAGCCAGACGAUACUUGGAAAAGUCCAUUAAAAUGGGGAAAAGAAAUGGCCUCCAUCUUCCAGAGCAAGUACAGAAUGAAAUUAAAGCAAUGAAGAAAAGAAUGAGUGAGCUCUGCAUUGACUUUAAUAAAAACCUCAAUGAGGAUGACACCUUCCUUGUAUUUUCCAAGGCUGAACUUGGUGCUCUUCCAGAUGAUUUCAUUGACACCUUAGAAAAGACAGAUGAUGGCAAGUAUAAAGUUACCUUAAAAUAUCCACACUAUUUUCCUGUCAUGAAAAAAUGUUGUAUCCCUGAAACCAGAAGGAAGAUGGAAAUGGCAUUUCAUACAAGGUGCAAAGAGGAAAACACUGUAAUUCUCCAGGAACUCCUCCCACUGAGGGCCAAAGUAGCCAAACUACUCGGCUAUAAUACACAUGCAGACUUUGUCCUUGAAAUGAACACUGCGAAGAGUACAAGCAAUGUGACGGCCUUUCUAGAUGAUUUAAGCCAGAAAUUAAAACCCUUGGGUGAGGCAGAACGAGAGUUUAUUUUGAAUUUGAAGAAAAAGGAAUGUGAAGAGAAAGGUAUUGAAUAUGAUGGGAAAAUUAAUGCCUGGGAUCUCCAUUACUACAUGACUCAAACAGAGGAACUCAAGUACUCUGUGGAUCAAGAGAUCCUCAAGGAAUACUUUCCAAUCGAAGUAGUGACUGAAGGCUUGCUGAGCAUCUACCAAGAGUUGUUGGGACUUACGUUUGAGCAAGUGACAGAUGCUCAUGUAUGGAAUAAAAGUGUCACACUUUACACUGUGAAGGAUAAAGCUACAGGAGAAGUACUGGGACAGUUCUAUUUGGACCUCUAUCCAAGGGAAGGAAAAUACAACCACGCAGCCUGCUUUGGUCUCCAGCCUGGCUGCCUCCUCCCUGAUGGCAGCCGCAUGAUGUCUGUGGCUGCCCUUGUGGUGAACUUCUCACAGCCACUAGCAGGCCGCCCCUCUCUGCUGAGGCACGAUGAGGUGAGGACGUACUUCCAUGAGUUUGGUCAUGUCAUGCAUCAGAUCUGUGCACAGACUGAUUUUGCACGAUUUAGUGGAACAAAUGUGGAAACUGACUUUGUAGAGGUACCAUCACAAAUGCUUGAAAAUUGGGUGUGGGACAUUGAUUCCCUCCGAAGACUAUCAAAGCAUUAUAAAGAUGGCAGCCCUAUUGUGGAUGAUCUGCUUGAAAAACUUGUUGCUUCUAGAUUGGUCAACACAGGUCUUCUGACCUUACGGCAGAUUGUUUUAAGCAAAGUUGACCAGUCUCUCCAUACUAACACAUCGCUGGAUGCUGCGAGCGAAUAUGCCAAGUUCUGCGCAGAGAUUGCAGGGGUUGCAGCUACUCCAGGCACAAAUAUGCCAGCUACAUUUGGACAUUUGGCAGGGGGGUAUGAUGGCCAAUACUAUGGAUAUCUUUGGAGUGAAGUAUUUUCCAUGGACAUGUUCUACAGCUGUUUUAAAAAAGAAGGAAUAAUGAAUCCAGAGGUUGGAAUGAAAUAUAGAAACCUGAUCCUGAAACCUGGGGGAUCUCUGGACGGCAUGGACAUGCUCCAGAAUUUCUUGAAACGUGAGCCAAACCAAAAAGCGUUCCUAAUGAGCAGAGGCCUGCACGCUCCAUGAACUGGGGCUGUUUGGUCACAGUCCAUGUCUGGAGAACACGUCGACAUCGCCAUGUGUUACUGGCCUGGAAACUGAAGGGAGUUUUGAAAAUGAAAAUUUAGAUUUCUAUUGACUUCCUUUUUGUUUUUUUUAUUUGAGCUGGAAAAAAAAUGUAAAUGGAAUUAUAAAUACUGUGACCUAGAAAAAGACCCAUUUGAAAAUAAGUGUACUAUAAAAUCUUAUAAAAAUGGAUUGGAUUUCUUUUUUUAUAUAAAAAGUUUCGUAUGAAUGUAAUUUGAUUUUUUACUCUUGUAAUCUAGAAAUUAUAAUGUCAGAGGGCUAAGAAUUUUUAAAUUGAAUCAUAUAUGUUACCUAAUUUGAUCCUUCUUAUAUCUUGAAGUUUUAUACUCGGGAUUUCUGGACUGAUAAAUGAAUCAUCACAUUCCUCUGGUAAAUAUUUUCUUGGAGCCCUGCAUCAACUCCAAUUCUGUCUCAUAGCGAAGUGUGGCUUCUUUUGCCUUGCAUACCUCAGGGCUAGGGGAAUAUGCCUCAAUAAUGCAUUUAUCUUUGUAUUUCAGGCGCCAUGAUCCUGCCACACUUAAAUUAUAUUCCUCCCUUUGAUUUGGGUUUUCUGUAUGAAGUGCUAUCAGAGAAUACAAAAUCUUGUGAAAUUCAACUAAACUGGCUUAGUGCAUAUUGCAAGAUUUUUCUAACUUUGGCAUAUGAGCUAACUGGUACACUAAGCCAAGUUCAAGGGUAUUUUUCAUUUCUCAUCUUUCUGGUAUAUGGUAGAGAUUCACCCACAGUGGCACAUUGACACAAAAGACACUUUUGAGUGCCUAAGAGAACUCAGAGUGAUCAGGAGUUCAGAAAUGCAGAAGAGGAGUUGUUCUAGACUUAAGUUGUUUGAGGAGACCUACAAAAUCUUACAUGCAUGCUUACACUCAGUUGUGAGUUUAAGAGCUCAGGAGGCUCUCGAUAGCCUAUUUUGCCUUCUGGUUUUUAAAUAAAAGUUAGAAUCUCAAGCCCUUGCUACCAAAUAGGCCUCACUUCUAGGUUAACUCUGUAAGCUCACUCUACUUUUGUUUCCUCCAGGAAGUAAGGAAACUAAAGCAGGAUAAUUUCUUUAAACAUUCAAGUUUUGAGUGUUCUCUGCCUAGGUCUUCCAGCUGCUUCCCAGAUGGGUGUGCCUGAGCUAGGACUGUACCAGUCAGGAACAUCUUGUUCUCCAGUCCAAAUGAAUUUUGUCCUAAAUAAAAAGUCAUUUUGCUGCCUAAUAAAAUUAUAGACAGCAUGAAAGAUUAGAAACUAUAGCAGCAAAGAAAAGGAGUCUAAGAUUCUUAGUGUCAAGCAGAGACUGUAAAUAUCCACAUGAAAUCCUUGCCUUCCCAGGGAAUUGCCUGCCCUGGACGUCAAUCAGCAUCUCCACCUCUGGUACCAAAGUUGGAUUCUGUUUGUUUGUUUGUUAUGUUUAUUUUUUGUCCUCAAAGAAGCCCCUGGUACUUUUCUCAUGUUCUGUUUUCCAAUAUCAGACAAAACUCUCUUCAGCUUUUUCUACUGCCUAGUGUAUCUCCUUAGCAAUGCCUUUAUCAUUUUUAUAUCUUAACUUUUACAUGGAGAAACUAACACUUAGUGUAUAAAGGCUGCAAACAAUAAAGUUACAUUACUAUCCACAA